Messenger RNA from Hypoxylon trugodes, 1709 nucleotides. Its product is annotated as FAD-binding domain-containing protein. Gene Ontology annotation, molecular function: oxidoreductase activity; FAD binding. The coding region runs from base 160 to 1539 and encodes 459 amino acids. The record is from RefSeq and is a predicted model, not a curated record. The transcript has a single exon. Lineage: Eukaryota; Fungi; Ascomycota; Sordariomycetes; Xylariales; Hypoxylaceae.
AGGGGGGCGGUAUUCUUCACCGCCCAUGUGUAUACCCACCAAGCCCUCAACGUCCUGGCUAUAAUCUACAGCAAUCCUGUUUACUAAGCCUAUAGCAAGCCGAUAAGAAACAUACAUACAUAGCCGAGCAGGAGACUUCAAUUUAAGAAAGAAAAAAAAAUGGCCCGAAACACACCAGAAACCCUGGCAGCCCUCCAAAAAUUCCUAAGCGAGCAACACCCCAGCAUCACGCUCCUCACCCGAUCAAGCCCCGAAUUCGAGGCCGUGCGCGCGUGCUUCGUCAAGCGAGACAGCGACGUACCGCUCGCCAUCGCACGCCCGCGGUCAGCAGCCGACGUACAAGCGCUAGUGCAGUACUGCGUCGCAAAUGACGUGGACUUCCUCGUGCGGACUGGUGGUCACGACUGUGCGGGGCGCACGCAGGUUCGCGAUGUGCUGACUAUUGAUAUGCGCGACAUCAAAUACGUAAAUGUUGCUGAGGACGAGAAGACUGCUACGAUUGGAGGAGGGGUGUUGUUUAGGGAUCUUACGAAGGUGCUUGAUGCGAAAGGUUUGAUUACGCCGAUUGGUACUAUUCCGACUGUGGGUUAUGUUGGAUGGGCUACGCUCGGCGGAUACGGGCCGUUCUCGACGAGCCAUGGGUUGGGGGUUGAUCAGAUCGUUAGUGCUAAAUUGGUUGAUGCGAAGGGCGAAUUAGUGGAUGCAAGUGAUGAAUUAUUGAAGGGUCUACGGGGAGGCGGCGGGAUAUUUGGGGUUAUUGUGGAAAUGACUAUCAAGGUCUAUCCCCUGAAGGAGAUGCUCGUAUCACUUUUGAUUUUCGAAUCGAGUGAUAUAAAGAAGACCUUCGUUGAUUAUUGCGCUGGAUAUGAGAAACUGACUGCAGAGCAACCCCUCCCAAGGUCACUUCAACUUCAAAUUUUUGGCAUUGAACUUCCUAACCUAGGGAAAGUUCUGGCCGUGGCAGCAUCAUGGGCAGCACCCGAUUUUGAAAAUGGAAAGAUCUGGUUUAACAAGAUCGCGGCUUUCGGGAAUUGUUUGAUGAACAAUCCCGAGCCGAAGAAAGUGACGGCUUGGGUUGAGACCAACGAAAACCUCCUUACGUAUGGCAGCUAUGGUCGAGUAUACACACUGAACGUCAAGAGUUACACACAAAAGACUGCUGAGAUCCUCGCUAGACACACCCAUCGAAUCCCAGGUGUCCGCAUGGCGCUCUCCCUACACACCCUUAGAGUACCUCUGCCAAACGAGGAAUCCAUCUUCCCUUCCCGAACAGAUCAUCAUAUGUUUGAGCUAGUUGCUACGACCCCCGCGAAGGAGGACGAGAUUAAGGGCGAGGAAUGGGCUAAUGAGAUUCUAAAAGAUGUCAGGGAGAAUGACCCCGAGAAUGUUAUGGAAUCGUCGUAUGUAGCGCUCACGGGUACGGAUGAUGUGGACUUUAAGGUGCUCUACGGGAAGCAUUACGACACGUUGGUGGCGCUCAAGAAGAAGUAUGAUCCGGAUAAUGUAUUCAAAUAUGCAGUUCCCAGGCUUGUCGCGUAGAGAUUGUAGUAGCAUUAGAAGGCAAUGGGAGUUGGAAUAUAGAAUGCAUGUCAAUUGAUGGAGCAAUACCUUGUAGUGGCGCGCUGAUCCUUGGUGAAUCCCACGCUCCAAUAUUACGAGUGUCCGGAUUAUUAGUUCAGUACUUCAUAAAAGGCGAAAACCCUGUUGGC